Molecule: messenger RNA, 4977 nt
Organism: Anopheles moucheti
Lineage: Eukaryota; Metazoa; Arthropoda; Insecta; Diptera; Culicidae
Product: titin-like
Exons: 8
Coding region: 1-4977 (1658 amino acids)
Source: RefSeq, a predicted model, not a curated record
AUGAAGCCUAAGAAGCAGCAACCAUCAUCAGUGUGCGAUAAAAAACCCUCCGGGAGUAGUAGUGCGGCAACAGGACCGACAGCUCUUGCAUCCGCUAGUGGAACAGAAGCAAAAUCAACUAUCAAUGCGAGCACCACCAGUUUAACAACCGCUCCAGCUAAAAAACCGAUCAAACGUUUGCAAUCCAAAACCAAAGAAAGCUCACCGAAUGUAACGGCAGGUUCGGGAGUAACAGUAACAACCAAUUCGGGAGCAACUGCCGCAGGAAAAUCAGCAGAAAAGUUACUGGCUAAUGUUCAGCAAAUUGGAAGCCAACAGCAGUCUGCUAAAUCGAAAUCGUCCACUGCGAACACGGGAAAAACCAAGGUGGUGACGACGCUGGCAAAUGCAUCUAAAAAUGUCACCGCUGCUGCUGGUUCGGCAGAAUCAUCAAAGAGCGGCAGCAAAGUUUUGACAACAGAGUCUAUAACGAAUACCAGUUCAGCAUGCCCUGUCACCGGGGCGGGAGUUGGAAAAUCUGAAACAUUGAUAAGUUCAUCUGGCAAAGGCAAUAAGAAUACCGUUCAAGCGAUUAAACCAGAUUCGGUGAAUCAGCCGACGGUACAGAACCAGAACUCUACGGUCAAGGGAAAUGCCAAGGAUAACACGGAACGCCCAAAAAAACCGGCGAAAGAAUCAGGAAGUGCAUCGAAAAGGUCAGCCGGUCAAACAGAAAAAUCGGACGUCGGAAAAAGAAAACAAUCUAGCACCAGUUGUAAUCCGUCACCAAUCACUAGUUCUGGGGAGGGUCGGGGGGUUGGCAUUCCGCUUACGGCAUCAUCAAUUGAUUCAAAGUUACGGGAAAAGGAGAAGAAAAUUCAGAAGGAGUUGAAGAAUCUCGGUGUUCCGGAUAAAACGAUCAAUCAAUCGAUUGACGCGGCAUAUUUGUUGGAGUCAGCAGUCGAAUCUGUAGUCAACCCGUCGAUCAGCGAGAUGGUCAAGACAAAAUCUCGAACCACGGUAGCCCAGGGCAAAUACGGUGGUGGCGGUGGCGACAAUGCUGUUGCAAGUGGUGUAAUGGCAAGAAAAUCAUCUAUAACUUCCGAAGACGGUGCGGAUGGAGAGACAGAAAAAUCAGUAAAAGAAUCGAUAGCCGGUAACACUGGGAAGCCUAAGAAAUCAGUAACGCUGAAGGUGGACCGCCAGCCAGGCGAAGGUUCAAAGAAAAUGGGUGGAAAGACAACAUCAGCGAAGGAAGUGGGUGAGAAACUCGUCUCGAAAUCGGGACGAAAGGAUGAUAAGGGAACGGCGGGUACGAGUAGCACUUCGGGAGGUGCCAGUGGUGCUGCGGCGAAAUCGUCAUCUGCGAAAGCAACCGGGCAGGGUGCGAAAUCUAACAAAAAGGCGAACAAUUCGUCUGGUUCCACCGAGCCGAGAAAGAAAUCUGGCAUCGCUGAACUUGCACCAAAGGGCACCGAGCAACAGAAAAAAGACCUAGCAACGGAACUUCCAGUUGUCAAACAAUCCACCGAACAGCAGGAAGGUGCUAUAUCCAUUGGUCGUGGUAGUUCGAUAGAGCAGGAAGACCACGAAGAAAAGAACGAAGAGGUUCACAUUAGAAUAGACAGUAUAGUAAAGGCACUGGAGCGAGAGGACAUUGAAACACCCAGCGGCACAAAGAAAGAAUCUGAUGCAGAGACGAGAAAAGAAGAAUUAGCUGAUGGGGCAAUAGUUAUUCCACCGAUAGUUUCUACAGAUGGCACUGUUCCGAUCGAUGCGAAAACGAAAAAGCAGUCGACACCACGCAAGCCAUCUGCCAAGAAGGAAGGCUCGAUGGCAGCUUCUAAAUCGAAGGCAAAAGAAAUGAACGAAAAGAAAAAAUCCACCGUAGCUGAUCAGGCCAGCAAGAAGGAGGUUAAGUUUGAGGAACAAACUCCGGCGUCCCCUGCAAAGCGAAAGUAUGUAAAAAAGUCCAAAUCUGGGACCACCGAGGAUACAGCCGUUGGAGAGAAACCGGCCAAAAUGGCUAAAUCUGGUACGACCAAGAAAGCUAUUGCCACCAGCAAAGUAAAACAAAUAAAUGCAAAGACGAAUAAUAAGGCCCAAACAGUAGCAACAGCAGAAACUGAUGGUGGCACAACAUUGAACGAUUCGUCCAAGGACGAUAAAGCUGUUGACAUUUCUCUGGCACCUCAAGAACCAGCAGCAGCGAGUACGAUCAAUUCUGUGCCUAACCGUGACCGUUCAUCGACGGAAAAUGAUGACGAUGUGCCGUUACGUCAGCUUCAACAGAAACAUACUCCGGGACAUCCUACCACAGAAAGCUCUGUGUCGGGCAAGGACAAACCUGCAACCAGUUCUCAGCCAUCUACGCCCCAGGAUCAUAUAAGUACCGUACAGGAUCAAACGACUGACAAAGAGAAAGAAGAUCGUUCGGACAUUGGGUCGGAAAUAAAUGUUCCUUCAAGCGCGGCCGGUCCUAUUCUUGCAGGAUUACUAAAGAGUUCCGGUAAACAAGGAAAACGUUCUUACGUUCGCAAAAAUGCUACGAGUGGAGGAAGCGGCAAAAAUUCUAAAUUAACAGCGGUCAGUGGUACUUGCUCUGUGACGACCACCACCGUGGCCGACGAAUGUCAUUCGAAGGAACGCAAAUUGGAAAAGAAGGAUGUGUAUGAUUUUGAUGAUUCUGAAAGCGAAGUUGAAGCACCGGUAAAGCCCGGGAAACCGAGCUUUAAACGGAAGUCCUCCGUGGACAUUAGUCAGUCGCGCGAGGAUAUCUCACGCGAUGCUACGGAAGAUUCACAGUUGAUAAAACAGGAAGUGGAUGAUGGGAAAAAGGAGGAGACACCAACAGUCAACGACGUUGGCAGUGUUGGUGAUAAGCAAAAGUGCGGUGUGGAAAAUGAAACGUCAAAGCGAACCGUUCCAUUAAAGAAACAAAAGCGUAGGAUAGAGGCAGCAUUGUCGGAAUCGGUGGCGUUACCGAAAAAAGAACAAAAAGGUGACGUUUCUUCCGAUUCCGAAGCAGAACAAAACGAUGAAGUUGAUCCGGAUGCGCCCGAGAUGAAGGCGAAAAAGAAAGCAACUGCGCUUACAAAAAAGCUCAAACAGGAAGCGAAGGAAAAUCCACAUUCCUCAGCAGAUGAGGCGGACGAUGACGAAGAAGGAGGUGCCGAUGAUGCAGAAGAUGAUGAGAAUAACGAUAGCGGCGAUUCUGACGGCUGUUCGUCCACGGAUACAGUGCGGACACGCAUCGUAAAAAAGCGCCAGUCGGCAAAGAAGCGCAAUGUAAAGCUGUAUGGUUUUUGGUCUGGUCCAAAACGCCAUCGUGUAGCAUCUUUGAACGCGCUAGCAAAGGUGCACUGCCUGUACGAGAAUGAGAUGCGCGGUGCACUUGAAGCUAGCCUGAUGAGCCAGUCGAGUGGGUCGCGUGUCAUCCGCACGAUCACGAAGGACGGUGAGCGCAUUAAAAAGGAACGUAUAUGUCCGGAGGAGGAUAGUGCGGGCGAAGAAAGCCGCUCGGGGGAGAUGAUAUGCGGUGACAUGCCGGAACAAGGCAAAGGUAAAGAGCCAGAGCAAGGCAAAAGCAAGGAACUGGAGCGGAAAGAGGGCGAUAAGAAGCGCGAGGAAAAAAAGGAAAGUAUGAAACAGGAACGGAAAGAGGCGCCAUCCCAGCAGCAUAAGCAAACAGAUGGUGUAGCCCGCGAAGAGGUAAAACCGAAGGUCAAAGAGGAAGCACCCAAAAAGGACAGCGAUCAAGAUAGUGCAGAAUCGAGUGAGGAGGAACCGGUCGUUAUGAGAAACCUUCGCUAUGUACCAGGGCUACGCGGAGCUGGCAAACAUUGGGAUCCCGAUGCUUCCAGUUUGGAGUCAGAAAUCGAACAAUUGCCUGACAGUGACGAAACGUACGCACAGGGUAAAGAUACUGAUCCUACCCGCAAACGUAAGGUGAAAAAGAAGGUGGUGCGGAAGAAGAAGCCGGAGAAGGUGUCCGAAAAGACGGAAAAACCACCUAAACCGCCUGUGAAGAAGAUUAAAAAAGAGCUGAAAGCUUUGAUGACAGACAAUGAACGGCAAGACGAUGGAACAGUCAGCUCGUCCUCUACAGCAUCGGAGAAAGUGGAGAACACCAAAGGUAAACCAGAUGAGGGAGUCAAGAAACGGAAGCGCGAACCAAAGUGCGAAAAGCCAGAUACGGGUAGUGAUUAUAAGGACUACAUUGGCAAGAAGCGCAUGGCGAGUCUGAACGCAACGGCGAUGCUAGCCGCUACUUAUGAAGUACAGCGAGUUCUAUACCGGAAUACAGACUCUAGUGAUUCCGAAUGUUCAGCCGAAAAGGUACCAAAAACGAAAAAGGGUGGCAAAGAAUCAAAAGACCAAAAAGAGACUGCAUCCAAGGAGUCUGCUGCCUCGGCGAGCAAAAGUGAUGGAAAAGAGAAGAAGGAAUCGACGGGCGAGAAGGAGUUGCAGUCCAGUCAACAUGCAUCAUCGACAUCCUCAGAUAACAAACAUCUUAAUCAGGAAACAUUGACUAAGAAGAAGAAGGUGGUCAUUAAGACGGAACCGAUGCGCGAUCGUAAGGACGAUCCGAUGGAAGUGAAACGUGAAAUAGAAGAGCCACGUCCUGUAUCGAGCAAUUUAGUUAUCGCACAAGACACGGAAGUCACGAUUACCGGUGUGUAUGUGAACUCUUCGUUAGGAGCUAAUCAAGAAGCGUACUGUAAAAUGCAAUAUAGAGUACAGCAGAGUGUGACCGAGGAGCGGUUGGUACGACCAGGAGAAGCACCACCGAAAUCGUACACUCCCUUGUCCGCUCUAUCCAGCAUGCGGCCACCGAAUGAUCAGACUCUAUCAACACCGCCGCUGUUCGUGCCGCCUGCUCAAUGCGACUCGCCGCUAGGUCCACCGAGAGCAUUUUAUCCGCCACCCACAUCAUCAUCCGGUAGUUCCAGCGCCUUCUGUGCACCUAUGCCGCACGACAGUCCAGAUAAUUUUUGA